Molecule: messenger RNA, 607 nt
Organism: Triticum dicoccoides
Lineage: Eukaryota; Viridiplantae; Streptophyta; Magnoliopsida; Poales; Poaceae
Product: major pollen allergen Art v 1-like
Exons: 2
Coding region: 30-476 (148 amino acids)
Source: RefSeq, a predicted model, not a curated record
UUCCAACAACUUAUUUUGAUCACUUGGCCAUGGCGUUCAGCGGCGCCCAGAUGCUCGCUGCCUUCACCUUGGGCUUUCUUCUCAUGGCCUUCUGUGUGGAUGGUCGGGUAUGCACGUCCCCUAGCAAGUUGUACAAAAGGAGCCCUUGCAAGAACAUGGGCUGCACCGCGGCCUGUCACAAAGAGCACUUCAAGGGUGGGUACUGUGCCAGUAAGAAGACAAUUGUUGGCGAUGAGCUCAACGAAGACAACGACGACAACUUCUUUCACAAACGACCUAAGAAAAAGACGUGCGUAUGUACACUUCAAUGCAGUAAAGCCCCACCACCACCGUCAGAACGUGACGUGCCAGAGCCACCGGGUGAACCUGAGGUGCCAGAUCCUAAGAAGAAGCCGCCGCCGCCAUAUGUACGUGAUGUGCCGGAGCCGCCCUCGGGAGAAAACAAGAAGAAGCUAGUGGCAGCUGCUGACCAGUGAGCAAAUGGUCUAGCCUGCCCGUCCGUGGAAAAUGAUUUCAAUAAGACAGGAAUUAAUCAAUGCUUGACUUGGACACAUGCAUAAUUGAUUGCGUGAAAAUAAUAAUAAUCUUGGUACUGUUAAAUGGUCUA